ACAGAUGACCAAACAGCCCUCCUUAGUAAGCCAAAGAAUAAAGGAGGAAACGGUGAUCUGGCAUCAGCUGGAUUUAACAUUAUCAAUUCAAUCAUAGGAUCAGGCAUUAUAGGAUUGCCCUAUUCAAUGAAGGAAGCUGGGUUUCCACUAGGAGUACUGCUUUUAUUUGUGGUUGCCUAUAUCACAGAUUAUUCCAUUAUAUUACUGAUCAAAGGAGGAAACCUCUCCAGUACCAGCACGUAUCAAGAGCUGGUCAGAAAAACAUAUGGUCUUGUAGGUUAUCUAAUUCUUUCAACUCUUCAGUUUUUAUAUCCAUUUAUUGCUAUGAUCAGUUACAACAUAAUAACAGGAGACACUUUGACUAAAGUUUUUCAGAGAAUUCCUGGAGUUGGGCUGGAUAAUGUGCUUACUGACCGUCACUUCAUCAUUCUUCUUACCACCAUCAUCUUUACCUUACCUAUAUCUUUAUAUCGAGACAUAGCAAAAUUGGGAAAGAUCUCUCUCAUUUCUCUGAUUUUAACCAUUGUCAUCCUGAUUAUUGUGAUGGUGAGAACAGUAACCUUCGGUCCACAAGUACCCAAAUCAGAGAAUGCAUGGGUAUUUGCAAAAUCAAAUGCAGUACAAGCCAUUGGGGUGAUGUCAUUUGCGUUCAUCUGCAACCAUAACAGCUUUUUAAUAUAUGGGUCUUUGGAAGAACCCACAUUAAAGAACUGGUCUCGAGUCACACAUGUGUCUGUGUCACUCGCUGUUGUAAUCAGUGUAGUGUUCUCUGCAUGUGGAUAUAUGACUUUUACAGGAUACACAGAAGGAGAUAUAUUUGAAAACUACUGUAGAGAUGACAACCUUGCUACAUUUGGAAGGUUUUGUUAUGGAGUUACUGUAAUUCUGACCUUCCCCCUUGAAUGUUUUGUGACCAGAGAGGUGAUUGCGAAUGUGUUUUUCCAUGGGAACCUCUCAACAGUUUUCCAUAUUGUUGUGACAGUGGUUAUUAUUGCUGUGGCGACUGGUGUGUCAUUAGUGUAUGAUUGCCUUGGAAUAGUUUUAGAGCUAAAUGGAGUUCUGAGUGCUACCCCACUUGUUUUUAUCAUCCCAACAGCGUGUUAUCUCAGGCUGUCCAAAGAGCGAUGGAACCACUCAGAUAACCUCAUAUCCUGCCUGAUUCUUGCUGUCGGUGUGCUAGUGAUGACAGUUGGGUUUGUUUUGACCGUACUGCAUCCCCAGGAAUGUAGCCAUGGAAAAGAAAUGUUCUACUGCUUUCCUAGUAAUGUUUCUUUUCACAACAGUACACUUCCACCAUAG
Acanthisitta chloris (rifleman) is the source of this 1299-nucleotide messenger RNA. RefSeq names its product solute carrier family 38, member 11 (gene SLC38A11). The transcript is spliced from 11 exons. Gene Ontology annotation, biological process: amino acid transmembrane transport. The record is from RefSeq and is a predicted model, not a curated record. Gene Ontology annotation, molecular function: amino acid transmembrane transporter activity. Lineage: Eukaryota; Metazoa; Chordata; Aves; Passeriformes; Acanthisittidae. Bases 127 to 1299 code for a protein of 390 amino acids.